GUUACCAAAUACGGAUUAAUAAGUCUCUCUCUCUCUCUCUCUCUCUCUCUCUCUCACCAAAACACAACACACAACCCCCCCCCCCCCCCCCCCCCCCCAACUACACCCAUACUUCCUCUCCUGCGUCGUCUUCUUCACCUCGCACUGUCGUCGUGGUUCCCGCCAAUCAUUCUAUUCUCUGAACUAUCCAAAAACCUUAUUUUUCUCACUCCACUCAGUCCAGGUAAGCCAACAUUGGAUAUAUGUCCCACAAUCAAUCUAGGGCUGAGAGGAACGAUUCAUCACAGUACAGAAAACCAGGUCGAUCGGGCAGCAGCUCCGGGCAGCCGAGAAACUUCUCGGGUGGUAGCGGGAAGGGCGGCGGGACCGCCCCUCCGUCGUCUUCUUUGACGACUAGUCGGAGCUUUAAGAAGUCUAAUAACGCACACGGAGGACAAUCUUGGGCAAGCGGUGCAAAUGUAAAUUCAGAUUCUAAUAUUGCUUCUGCUGCCCGUACUCUGCAGAAUGGUUCCCAAAAUCAACCACCAGUACAUGGAGCAGCUGAUGCCCCAGUCACAGGUGUUACUGUCAAGCCAACAGCUGAUAUGGCGCCUCAGAAAAGUGCCCAAGCUGUUCCAAAGGCUCCAUCUUCUCAGCCUGCUGCUGUCAAUGUUGAUACGACAGCUCCUGCAACCCCUACAAAGGGAGAUACAUCUAGGUCAUAUCCUCUUCAGUUUGGGACCAUAAGUCCUGGUUUUGUGAAUGGAAUGCAGAUACCUGCUCGAACUAACUCAGCUCCACCAAAUUUGGAUGAGCAGAAACGUGACCAGGCACGACAUGCUUCUUCCAGAACAAUACCUACAUUUCCAGUUCCAUCUGUGCCUAAGCAGCAAAUCACAAGGAAGGACGCAGGUGCUGGUGACCAAUCUAAUACUGGUGGGUCCCAUCAAAUGCCCAAGGCCAUAAGGGAUUCUCCAAUUUCGUCUGCACCCCCUGUAAGCCAAACUCACAAGGCUUCUAUGCAUCCUAUCCCUGGGGUUUCCAUGCCCAUGCCGUUUCACCAGCCACAAGUCCCUGUUCAAUUUGGUGUUCCCAAUCCACAGAUUCAGUCGCAGGGAAUGACAGCCACUUCCUUGCCAAUGCCAUUCCCAAUGGGAAAUGUUCCUACGCUGCAGCAGCAGGUAUUCGUUCAAAGUCUACAACCUCAUCCAAUGCAGCCUCAGGGAAUAAUGCAUCAAGGUCCGAACUUGAAUUUCACAACUUCAAUGGGUCCUCAGCUGCCUCCUCAGUCAGGCAAUAUGGGAAUUAGUAACAAUCUUCAAUUCACACAACAGCAGGUAGCAAAAUUUGGUCUCACCCGCAUACCUGUCAAGAUAACUCAUCCGGAUACGCAUGAAGAGUUGAGGCUUGAUAGAAGGCCCAAUAUGCUUAGGGAUGUUGGGUCGACUGGGCCCAAGUCACGCCCAAAUGUGCCACCAUCCCAGCCUGUUGCAUCCAUUCGACCUCCACAUUCUAUGAACUACUACAAUUCUUACAACCCCAAUUCUCUCUAUUUUCCUGGGUCAAGUUCUGUUCCUUUAACAAGUAACCAGAUUAAUCCCAGUUCUCAGGCACCAAGGAUAAGCUAUCCAAUUAGCCAGGGCCCACAAACUGUAUCUUUCUUGAAUCCAUCUGCUCAUAAUUCGAGUUUUGAAGUUCCUCAUGAUGUCCAUAAGGCAAAAUCUUCAGCACCAUCAGCUUCUGUACCGGUCACGGUUAAACCAGCUGCUGCGUCACAUGUAGAAAAGAUUGCUGAGUCGUCACUUGGAACUAACCCACCUUCUGUUGAAAAGUGUGGAUCGCCCAAAUUCCUGGAGCAGCCUUGGGAAACUAGCUCAACUCUUCUUCAAAGGAAUUCAGAUACUCCAUUAGAAAGCUCUUCACAUCUGCCAAAACAUGGUCCAGAACUGAUGUCAUUGUCAUUGCCUGUUGAUGGUAAACAGCAUAACGCAGCAUCUCCUUUUCCUGUGGACGGAGCGGUAUCUAAAGCGUUGUUGUCUACCCCUCCUGUUUCCCUUGAAGGGUCUGCACCAGUUUUACCCCAUAGUACUGAAGAAAGAAGAAGAGUAACUGUUAAUAGGUCCGACUCCAUUAAGGACCCACAGAAGAAGCAGAUGAAGAAAGGACUUUCUCAACCACAGCGUCAGGCUUCUGGACAAUCUACCUCUACUUCAGGCUUGCCUUCUCAGACAUUAGAACAUGCUAAUUUUCCCAAGAGUGGAACUGCUGAGACCAUGGGGACUAUAACCACUGUUUCAUCUAGUCCUAGUGGAUGCAUUAUCAAGUCCACCAGUGAACAGGUGGCCACCCCUAGUGUUGCAACUCCUGGCUCUUUAGGAUUUAUUGAUAGAUUGGACACAGAUCAAUCGCUAAAGCUUGAGACUCCCAGAACAGAAGAACAAGCAGAAAUUGUGGUGAAUGAAGGGCCCAGACAAGUUGAAAGCAGUUCUGAGACAUCUUCAGAAUCUGUGUCUUCAAAGUUUUCGGAAGUCAUUACUCAUACUAAACUGAAUUCUGUGCUGAAGGUAACAACCACCUCCAAUGAGGUUGAAUCUGUCGAAACUGCACAGAAGGAUUCGGAAGACCCCAAUGGUCAUUGCGAAAAAGACGAUAUGAAAUCUGAUAAUUUAGAGAUAUCAGUUUCCAGUUCAACGGUGCUGGAUGCGACAAAUGCUAAAACUUCCUUAUGUCCCAAUUUAUCUCCGCGUUCAAAUUGUGAUAAUAUGACUUCAACUUCAGAAGCCUCUUUUGGUAAAAGUGACAGCUUGGGCGGUAGAGAAUCUGUUGUUACAAAGGCUGUUCUGGCAGAUGAGGAGCAAGCUGCUGUUUCAACAUCCCAAUCUGGCUCCAAACCAGCUUCGAAACAUGAAAGGGAAGUUACUGAUGAUGUAAGUAAUAUCUUGGGUUCUCUUACAGCGGCUGAUUCCAAGGAUAUACCUGUCAUAGAACUUAGUAGGUCAAAGAGUAAUAUGGGGAAAGGGAAGAAGAAAAGAAUUAAAGAAAUUUUGCAAAAGGCAGAUGCUGCCGGAACAACUUCCGAUCUCUAUAUGGCAUAUAAGGGUCCAGAGGGAAACAAAGAGGAUAUUGACCCGUCACAAAGCAUGGUCAGCGCCUCUAGUUCUGAUUCUAAGCAGGUACCAGUUGAUGCACAUGAAGAUAAUAUUGGAGAAAGUGAAAAGAGCAGGCAGAAUAAAGCUGAGCCAGAUGAUUGGGAAGAUGCUGCUGAAAUCUCUACUCCUAAGCUGCAUCCUGUAGAUGACGGAAAUGCUGUCACAGGCAAUAAGUAUUCAAGAGAUUUCCUACUAAAAUUCUCAGAGCAGUGUAGUGAUCUUCCGGAGGGCUUUGAAAUUACAUCUGAUAUGGCCGAGGCCUUGAUGGUUUCUACUGUCAAUGCUUCUAGGGAGUCAAACCCUAGUCCUGGAAGAUUAACUGACAAGUCAUCAGGGGGACCUAGACUUGACCGCCGUGGGAGUGGCAUUGGCGAUGAUGACAAGUGGAGUAAAGUACCUGGCCCACUCCCUUCAGGAAGGGAUCCCAGAAUGGAUGGUUAUGGGGGCAAUAUCCGAACUGGCCAAGGGAGCAAUUUUGGUGUUCUAAGGAACCCACGUGCACUGACACCUGCUCAGUAUGUUGGAGGGAUCCUGUCUGGGCCAAUGCAGUCCCUGGGUUCUCAAGGAGGUAUACAACGAAAUACCCCUGAUUCUGAUAGGUGGCAGCGUGCUUCUGGUUUUCAUAAGGGUUUAAUUGCUUCUCCUCAACCUCCGGUGCCGGUGAUGCACAAAGCUGAAAGGAAGUACGAAGUGGGUAAAGUAACGGAUGAGGAACAGGCCAAGCAGAGGCAGUUAAAAGCUAUUCUUAAUAAGUUAACGCCGCAAAACUUUGAAAAACUUUUUGAGCAAGUCAAAGCAGUCAACAUUGACAAUGCUGGUACUCUCACCGGUGUGAUCUCACAGAUAUUUGAUAAAGCUCUAAUGGAACCAACUUUCUGUGAAAUGUAUGCCAACUUCUGUUACCACCUUGCUGGAGAGUUGCCUGAUUUCAGUGAAGACAAUGAAAAAAAGAUCACGUUUAAGAUAUUGCUUUUGAACAAGUGCCAGGAGGAAUUUGAGAGGGAUGCAAGAGAGCAAGAAGAAGCAGACAGGGCUGAACAGGAAGGUGAGGUUAAGCAGUCUGAGGAGGGAAGAGAGGAGAAGAGGAUCCGUGCACGGAGACGGAUGCUGGGCAACAUCAGGUUGAUCGGGGAAUUGUACAAGAAGAAGAUGUUGACUGAGAGAAUAAUGCAUGAAUGUAUAAAGAAGUUGUUGGGGCAGUAUCAGAAUCCAGAUGAGGAAGAUAUUGAAUCUUUGUGCAAAUUAAUGAGUACAAUAGGAGAGACGAUCGACCAUCCCAGAGCCAAGGAACAUAUGGAUGCGUAUUUUGAUAUGAUGUUCAAGUUGUCAAACAACAUGAAACUGUCUUCCAGAUUAAGGUUCAUGUUGAAGGAUGCUAUCGAUCUGAGAAAGAAUAAUUGGCAACAGAGGCGGAAAGUUGAAGGGCCAAAAAAGAUCGAUGAAGUGCACAGGGAUGCUGCUCAAGAACGGCAGGUCCAAGCUGGUAGGCUAAGUCGUGGUCCAGGGGUCAACACUUCAACUAGGAGUCGUCAACCCAUGGAUUUUGGUCCCAGAGGGUCAAGUAUGUUUUCUCCUCCGAGUGCUCAGAUGGGUAGUUUCCGUGGGUCACAACUUCGUGGUUUUGGAACUCAGGAGAGCCGAUUGGAUGAUAGACACUCCUUCGAGAAUAGGACUCUGUCGGUACCUCUGCCCCAGAGACAUAUUAGUGAGGAUUCUAUUACACUUGGACCCCAAGGAGGUCUUGCAAGGGGAAUGUCCAUCAGGGGACAACCAUCAAUAGCAAACAUCCCUUUAACUGAUGCACCAGGUCUUGGUGAUUCCAGAAGAAUAACAGCUGGUCUGAAUGGGUACAGUUCUGUAUCAGAACGGACGGUUUCCGGAAGAGAGGAUCUCAUGCCAAGAUACAUCCCGGAUAGGUUUGCGGGUUCUCAUGAACAGUCAAGUAUACAGGGUCGCAAUAUGAACCAGGGUAACAGGGACACAAAGAAUGCAGAUCGCAAUUCCAGUAGUUUGCCGGAGUCACCAACCAUUCGUGGUCAGGGACCAGGUUUUGCGCAAAAUGUUUCAUCUGAUAAGGUUUGGCCGGAAGACCGCUUGCGAGACAUGUCCAUAGCAGCAAUUAAAGAAUUCUACAGCGCCAAAGAUGAGAAGGAAGUUGCACUGUGCGUAAAGGAAUUGAAUUCCCCGAGCUUUUAUCCCACGAUGAUAUCUAUCUGGGUCAACGAUUCUUUUGAGAGGAAAGAUAUGGAAAGGGAUCUUUUGGCCAACUUACUCAUCCACCUUUCACAACCUCGGGAUGGCACGUUAAACCAAGAUCAUCUCAUCAGAGGGUUUGAAUCUGUUCUUUCUACUUUGGAAGAUGCCGUAAAUGAUGCCCCCAAAGCAGGAGAAUUCCUCGGCCGUUUCUUUGCAAAAGUUAUUUCUGAAAAGUUGCUUCCAUUCUCAGAUAUAGGGCAAUUGAUAUAUCAAGGUGGGGAAGAGCAAGGAAGUCUGGUAGAGAUAGGGCUUGCGGCUGAAGUUGUCGGAACCAUCCUGGAGACUAUCAAGUCAGAGAAAGGAGAAUCCGUCGUGAAUGAGAUCCGUACAAGCUCUAGUUUGAAGUUUGAGAAAUUCCGACCUCCAGAUUCUAAGAAAUCGUGGAGACUAGAUAAGUUUAUUCAUUAGAGGAUAGUGAUGCUCAUUGUACGUUUUAGUAGUUAGGGCUUUUCAAUCAAGCAGUAAUAUGGGGAUUCAGAAUAUGAGGGGUUUGCCCUUCCAUGUUUUGGUAUUAUUUUCGUAUAAAAUCUACAGCAAAAGGUUCAGUUGGGCA
Messenger RNA from Rhododendron vialii, 5937 nucleotides. RefSeq names its product eukaryotic translation initiation factor 4G-like. Gene Ontology annotation, cellular component: eukaryotic translation initiation factor 4F complex. The coding region runs from base 243 to 5792 and encodes 1849 amino acids. The record is from RefSeq and is a predicted model, not a curated record. NCBI's taxonomy places the organism in Eukaryota, Viridiplantae, Streptophyta, Magnoliopsida, Ericales, Ericaceae. The transcript is spliced from 10 exons. Gene Ontology annotation, molecular function: translation initiation factor activity; protein binding; mRNA binding.